AUGAACCCUAAGGGCAAGACCUCUGGAGAAAUGACCCCCACAAAAGACUCGCCAUCGAUCUCUAGAAAGUCCGAGAAUAUCAACCCAAAUGUUACCAGUCCUGGUUUGAGAAUUUUGAAUUCGCCAUUACAAAAAUCGGCAACAAAGCCCCAAAAAUCUGCUUCUAAAAACCCUAACCCGGUGGUCUCUCCAUUGCCGCAGAACAAGAUUCGAGGAAGAAAGUUCUUGGUGGCGAAGAAGAACUCGAAGAAAGAGAAAGUGAAUUCUUCAACUGUGACUUGUAAGUGUAAUGUUGGUGGUGGUCAGUCACAAAAGUGUCUUUGUGUUGCCUAUGAGAGUCUUAGGGCUUCGCAAGAAGAGUUUUUCAAGAACCGGAGUUCACAAAAGUGUCUUUGUAUUGCCUAUGAGAGUCUUAGGGCUUCGCAAGAAGAGUUUUUCAAGAACCGGAGUGUUGUAGAUGUUGAAAAUGAGUCCGAAAAGUUAAAGAAUUCAGAAAGAACUGCGAUUGAAAUUGAAGAAAAAGAAGAAGUAGAAGAGGAGAAGAAUUAUAUAGUUCGAAAUACUAAUAAUGGGAAUGGGUUUGGAGGGAAAAUAGAGGAAGAUGAUUUAGAUAAGCAUGAUUCAGAUGAGUUUGAGGUGNAUUCAGAAAGAACUGCGAUUGAAAUUGAAGAAAAAGAAGAAGUAGAAGAGGAGAAGAAUUAUAUAGUUCGAAAUACUAAUAAUGGGAAUGGGAUUAGAGGGAAAAUAGAGGAAGAUGAUUUAGAUAAGCAUGAUUCAGAUGAGUUUGAGGUGUCUAGUGAAGUGGGUAGCGUAAAUAUUAAGAGAAGGAGGGACAAGUUGUUGGAAGAAGCAAGAGAGAGAGCGCCAGAACCUGGGGCUGGAAGAGUAUUGGAGUUGGUUAAGGCCUUUGAGCAGUUACUUUCGAUACCAAAGUCAAAGGACUCGGAUCAAAAAGAAGAAAAGGAAUUGGAAGAUACUAAGAAAGGAAUUAAAUGGGCAUUGCCAGGAUUGCAACCUACUGAGGUUCCUGAAACACAGGUCUCUGCAUCUUCUUUCUGUCCAUCAGAUUUUUUCAUCACAUCAGAGAGCUUAGGUUUGGAUUCACGUGUUUGCUCUUCAUUGGACAGCAGCCAAGGAAGUAUUUCAAGCAGGACCUCUGGUGGAGGUCGGAGGAGCCGUCGAAAUAGCACUGAGUCAUCUGGGACCUUUGGUGGAAGACACUGGAAGAGGAGACAGCUCAGAGCAACCAGCCAGAAACCUUUCAAGCUUAGAACAGAGCUAAGGGGAAGGUCUAAGGAGGAAGAAUUCGUCAAGAAAGUACAGCAAAUGAUGGAGGAGGAGGAAAAACAGCGGAUACCAGUUGCUCAAGGGCUCCCAUGGACAACAGAUGAGCCAGAGUGCUUGGUAAAACCUCCUGUGAAAGAAUCUACGAAACCCAUUGAUUUGGUGUUGCACAGUGAUAUCAGGGCUGUGGAGCGUUCUGAGUUUGAUCAUCAGGUGACAGAGAAGUUGAACUACAUUGAACAAUACAAGAUGGAAAGGGAGAGGCAGGAGAAGGUAUAUAAGCAUAAAAGUUUUGUGAUUUUUUGCAGUGUUUUCAAUUGGUCGUCUAGUUUACUAUGCAUACUUGUAUAUUGUUCUGUUGAUGUUAUAGUUGGCGGAAGAGGAAGAAAUACGGAGGCUGAGAAAGGAGCUUGUUCCAAAGGCGCAACCCAUGCCCUACUUUGAUCGGCCCUUCAUUCCCAGAAGGUCAAUGAAGCAUCCCACCAUACCUAGGGAGCCCAAGUUCCAUAUAUCUCAAAAUAAGAAGAUCAAGUGCUGCACGCAGUCUUGGAACGACUUGUAUGCAUCCCACCAGCAGUGGGAUGUGUAGGGACAUGACGAGAUGAAAAACUUUUCAAAUUUUUUAGUUCAUUUGUAAUCGAUUUCCAGUAAUGUUCUCUUGUUUGUAUAUGAAGCAAUAAGUAUGUUACAAUUUUGGGAAACAAUCAGGCUGUGGCUGGCACAAUUGUGUGCCUGCCAUCUUAAUGAAAGUUCCAUGGUGAUAUGUUCAGGGGCCAAACAGCAACGAGUUUAAAUAAUUUACGUGAUUAAAGAUCAAGUCCAAUGCUUAAGGCACCAAUGUAAACCUGCAAAGUGG
Messenger RNA from Ilex paraguariensis (yerba mate), 2140 nucleotides. NCBI's taxonomy places the organism in Eukaryota, Viridiplantae, Streptophyta, Magnoliopsida, Aquifoliales, Aquifoliaceae. The record is from the annotation of a GenBank genome assembly.